AUGGUGCGCCAGUCUCAGGCCCGUCCCACCCGGGGCAGGGCUUCUCGGGCUCGUCAGCCAAAGCGUGAGACAGCGCCAAAAAAUUCGGUUCCAUAUGUGUACCAGGAGAUGCUGGAAGAGGCUGAAGCAAGAGAUCCAGAGCAGUUCCAUUCCGAUCGGCCGAUCAAGAGACGAAGGGUUGGCGACUCACGGGCUUUUGCUGUUCAUUCGCCUGAGCCGGCACAAACCGGCACAGUCACGGACGUAGGCAAAGGCGAAGAAUCGCAGGCACGACAGUUGCAAACAGUCUACGAUCUCUCGGAAUCGGGCGAAUCUGACAUCGAAUGGGAAGAUGUGGAUACUCAGCAGCAAAUACCUGCACCAUCUAGUGCAGCGGCAGUCUCACAAGGAUCAAACGAGACACUCCAAAUUACCCUGGAACAAGAGCCAGAGAAGCAAAAAAAGCCUGCACAAAGAAGAAAACCAGUGACCGCAGCUGAGAAGAAGAUCCGGAUGGAUGUUCACAAAGUCCAUCUUCUUUGUCUUCUGGCUCAUGUCAACUUAAGAAACCGGUGGUGCAAUGACGAGUUGGUGCAGAGUCACCUGAAACGUAUGUUGCCCAAGAGAGUUAUUGCACUUUUGAACCCAGACGAGGAUAAGCCACCGUAUUCACGGUCUACGACCUUCAUCGAUGGUCUCAAUGAAGCUGGUGAAAUCUUCAGCCGACGAUUUCGCGUCAACAAAUUAGGUUUGAGGCGUUCCCACUGGGCCGAAGACCAAGAUAAACUUAAGCAAAGACUGGAGGCGCUUAUGUCAGAUAUCGAAGUCUUUCAAUCCAAAGAAGACUUUCGAUCCCAAGCAAAGACCAUGCAAGGCUCUCGAGACUUCGGUGCGCAGUUGUUCUGUGCCUUGCUGCGAUCAGUUGCAGUGGAGGCAAGACUUGUAUGCUCGCUUCAACCGUUGCCAUUCUCCGGCACUGUCAAGGAUAUGACACCAUCCAAAAAAAGCCCUCAUUAUAUUAUUGUCUCCUCCGAUGACCAUGAAACGUCGACAGAUGAACGCCAGAAGUCGGGCGGAGAUUCACCAACACCCUCGAGAGCGAGGCGGCUUGGACGACCUGAAUUUAUCUCACGGCCUGGCCACACUUCUGAUCGCUUGGGCUCUAAUCUUAGCUCCCGCGAAUCUUCAUACCCAGUUUUCUGGGUAGAAGCAUUCAACGAAGCUGUGCAAAAAUGGUUACCGAUUGACCCAAUUGUUACCAAGUCUCUCGCAAAGCCCUCCAAAUUUGAACCACCCGCAAGUGAUCCGUACAACAGCAUGAGCUAUGUGGUUGCCUUCGAAGAUGACGCUUCCGCACGAGACGUGACUCGGCGUUAUACAAAGGCGUUCAAUGCAAAGACACGCAAGCUUAGAGUUGAAUCGACGCGAAACGGGGAGAAAUGGUGGCACACUGCACUUCAAGCAUAUGAGAAGCCUUUCCUUGAGGAUCGAGACGAGCUUGAAAUCAGCGAAUUGACUUCCAAGUCUGCGGCAGAGCCAAUGCCACGCAAUAUCCAGGACUUCAAAGACCAUCCAGUCUAUGCACUGGAGAGGCAUUUGCAUCGGAACGAGGUGAUCUUUCCCAAACGAGUUAUCGGACAUGUCGGUUUGAGCAAAACAACUUCAAAAAGCGAUAAUUUAGAUCCCGUCUACCGUCGAUCUGACGUGCACGUCGUGCGCAGCGCUGAUAAGUGGUAUCGACUAGGACGGGAUGUCAAAGUUGGAGAACAUCCCCUCAAGCAUGUUCGUGCGACACGACCCAAGAGCGGAAUCGACAGCGACGAUGAAGAUAACGAGCCGGAGCAGACUGCUCUUUACGCCGAGUAUCAAACGGAGAUUUACCAACCACCUCCAGUGGUUCAAGGACGUAUUCCCAAAAAUGCCUAUGGCAAUCUGGAUAUCUACGUUCCAAGCAUGGUACCCCCAGGGGGAGUACACGUUCGAAAACCAGAGGCGGCUCGAGCUGCACGAAUCCUGGGGAUUGAUUACGCAGACGCUGUAACAGGUUUCGAUUUCAAAGGACGUCGUGGAACCGCUGUCAUUGAGGGCAUUGUCAUCGCCUGUGAAUACAAAGAAGCUCUAGAAGAAGUUAUGAGGGGAAUGGCUGAUGAAAGGCAUCGAGCUGCACUUGAAGCGCGAAGUGCGGAGGCACUCCGCGUUUGGCGACUUUUCCUUGUCAAGCUUCGGAUCGCUGAACGAGUGAAGGAAUACAUCGGCUCGGACGAGGAAAGAUAUGAUGCAUCCACCUCGGAGACGAGUGUGAACGAUCUGGAAGAAUCCGGAGGAGGCUUCUUUUCAGAGCCUAGUCAACCCACGUACAGCACGUUAAAGGAAACUGACACGGAUGAUUAUCAUCUCGGAGGAGGUUUUCUACCAGAUGACUCCGCCUUGGAUGGAGCUAACGCAGUCGAUGCCGGCAAUGAAGAUGACACUCUUGGGAGAGAAAUUCUGCCUGACAGAUUUGUUGACGGAGGUCCAGCCGUCAACCCAUCGACAACAAACGAGGAUCAAGAAGACAGAUUCUCCGGAGAAGAUUUAAUGCUCGAUGACUCGGCGAAUGUCGAAUUCGUCUCCCAAACCCAUAUUGUUCCCCAGCCUGUGAUCCCACCAAGGUCCAAGAAAGGAAGAGCUUCAACAACCCCCCGCUACGAAUUGAUCGUAGUUCCGAGGAAUUCCGCCACAGGCCCCGACCAACAGUCAAAUUUACCAAAAUGUGCAACCACCAAAGGAUUAGAAGGGUCGUCUGAACAAGCUCCGAUCACGGUUGAUUCAUCGACGAAUGGUGGAUCCAAGUCUGCCAGUGUGGUGGAAUCUAUAUCCAGACCACCCUCUCCGCAAGCAGAACCUCACAAAUCUGAGCAAUUACAUGACACUGAGAGUGAGAUCGAGAAAGGGUCCUUACUGUCUGAGGACCCUGAUGAUGAGGAUGCAGUCCCCGAUUGGCUCAUUUGA
Molecule: messenger RNA, 2970 nt
Organism: Penicillium maclennaniae
Lineage: Eukaryota; Fungi; Ascomycota; Eurotiomycetes; Eurotiales; Aspergillaceae
Exons: 3
Coding region: 1-2970 (989 amino acids)
Biological process (GO): nucleotide-excision repair; mismatch repair
Cellular component (GO): cytoplasm; nucleus; XPC complex
Molecular function (GO): single-stranded DNA binding; damaged DNA binding
Source: RefSeq, a predicted model, not a curated record